AUGGAGACCCGCAAACGCGGCAUUUUGCGCAACCCGGCAUGCCGGAGUAUUGUUCAUACCGUUGAUGAACUCGACCUAAGCCCAACACACCGGAAACCCCUGGAGAUGUUUCUACACUUCGUAGCUGGCCAUGCUGGUCUUCAGGACCAUGAAUCCGCAUUUACAUUUCACGCCAAUAAGAGCUGGGAGCCUCAUCUGACUUGGAGUUCUGGGCAGCGCAGCCGGGCCCAGACUUACUGCAAGUGUAUCGGACCGGCGAUUGAGCUCCUGCAUGUAGCCUUCAUCGAUGUCGACAAGAAACGGUUUACGAAUCGUCACCGAGAGGCGCUGCAGGACAAUCCAAUCACUUCAGACAGCUUUUACUCCUUCCCGGAUCAGGCCGCAUGCAAUUCAGAAGACGAAAACAUCAAAGCAGUCAUUGGUCGCAUGCUCGACAAAUCCGUCUCGGUGAAACGGGAUAUACAUUGCAUUUCUCGAUUCCCACGUCAGACGUCAGCAACCCUCAUCACCACAGGACCUUUCGCACUAUUGUUCCAAGACGUUUUUGCGAGGCACUGCUCGACACAGCUAGAUCCGCCUGUCUUCCAAGUGACUAGAUACGAGGAAGGCCCCAACACUUGGGACCCGACUGGUAUGCGGCCAAUUAACCAGUUUCUCGGCAUGGGUCGGUUCAACACAGAAGACCCGAUCUUUGGCCCGAAAACAUGGGUACGGCGUAUUGCCCGGCUCAACGGAAGGUUGUUGAUGGACGCUUUGCUACAUUCGGCAGAUCCGUCUUUCCGAUUACUCUCUUUCCAAGAACCCAACUGGAGAUUUCUGAAAGACUCUCUUCCAAGCAUCGAGCUUCGAGAGAAACCUUCGAGUGGUACCGUCUGCUUCCUAGAUAGAUUCCUGCGACGCAAGUCCCGCUUUAGCAAGGUGCAUAUCUGA
Colletotrichum lupini is the source of this 930-nucleotide messenger RNA. RefSeq lists its product as uncharacterized. NCBI's taxonomy places the organism in Eukaryota, Fungi, Ascomycota, Sordariomycetes, Glomerellales, Glomerellaceae. The transcript has 8 exons. The record is from RefSeq and is a predicted model, not a curated record. Bases 1 to 930 code for a protein of 309 amino acids.